Messenger RNA from Siniperca chuatsi (mandarin fish), 2277 nucleotides. It is a transcript of the gene alg11, whose product is annotated as ALG11 alpha-1,2-mannosyltransferase. The coding region runs from base 107 to 1597 and encodes 496 amino acids. Gene Ontology annotation, cellular component: endoplasmic reticulum membrane. The record is from RefSeq and is a predicted model, not a curated record. Lineage: Eukaryota; Metazoa; Chordata; Actinopteri; Centrarchiformes; Sinipercidae. Gene Ontology annotation, biological process: protein N-linked glycosylation. The transcript is spliced from 5 exons. Gene Ontology annotation, molecular function: GDP-Man:Man(3)GlcNAc(2)-PP-Dol alpha-1,2-mannosyltransferase activity.
AAUACCUCCUCAGCGGUAGGUGGCGCCAGAUAAAUAUAAAUAACAGAGGAGGAGAGUGACAACCUGAAAAGUGAAAAGGAUGUGUUGUUAAAUUUCUCUGGGCAAGAUGUCGGGCCAUGAUCAACUGGUCCUCUGUUUGUGUGAAUUAACAAGGUUGCUGUGGAAGUUGCUGCUGCCCCUGCUGUUUCUGUGUGUGCUGCUGAUUGCUGUCCUGGUCCUGCUGGUACUGGCGGUGCGUUUCUGGCUUCAAAGCAGCAGGAACGCUCGGCGGGCGAGGGACGGCCGUCCCACAGUGGCCUUCUUCCACCCCUACUGCAAUGCUGGUGGUGGGGGAGAGAGGGUGCUCUGGUGUGCUAUCAGGGCACUACAGAACAGGUACAGGGACAUCAACUUUGUGGUGUACACAGGGGACUUGGGUGUGACGGGCCAGCAAAUUCUAGAAGGGGCACGGCGUCGUUUCAACAUCAUGCUCCCCCGGCCGGUUCAGUUUGUGUUCCUGAGGCACCGGCUGCUUGUGGAGCCCGGCCUGUUUCCUCAUUUCACCCUGCUGGGCCAGAGCGUGGGCUCCGUCUUCCUGGGAUGGGAGGCGCUGACGGAGUUUGUCCCCGACCUUUACAUCGACUCCAUGGGCUACGCCUUCACUCUCCCCCUGUUCCGCUACUUGGGAGGCUGCAGCGUGGGGAGUUACGUUCACUACCCCACCAUCAGCACUGACAUGCUGUCUGUAGUGAGAGAGAGGAACCCCAGGUUCAACAACCCAGACUACGUCUCCAACAGUCUAUUCCUGAGUGCCUUCAAGGUGGUCUACUACUGCCUGUUCGCCCUGCUCUAUGGCAUGGCCGGCUCCUGCAGCGACCUAAUCAUGGUCAACUCCUCCUGGACGCUUGAUCAUAUCCUGUCACUGUGGCAUGCUCCCAACCGCACCAACGUGGUCUACCCACCCUGCGACGUCAGUGCAUUCAUGGAUGUCCCAUUGGAGGAGGACGGGGACAGGAAGUGCCACUCGAUCAUCUCUGUCGGGCAGUUCAGGCCAGAGAAGGACCACCGGCUGCAGAUCAGGGCUUUCAAGAAGGUGUUAGACAGGAGGAGGGAGGGGGCGGCAGGCAGGGAGGCACUGAAGCUGGUUCUGAUUGGUGGAUGCAGAAACCAGGAAGACGAGGAUAGGGUGCUUAUGUUGAGGGGGCUGUGCCAGGAGCUGGGUGUGGCCGACAGGGUGGAGUUUAAACUGAACGUACCCUUCGAGGAGCUGAAGAGAGAGAUGGGGGAAGCCACCAUCGGACUGCACACCAUGUGGAAUGAACACUUUGGAAUAGGCAUCGUGGAGUGUAUGGCAGCAGGGAAGGUCAUUCUGGCGCACAAGUCCGGCGGUCCCAAGCUGGACAUUGUCGUACCUUUCGAGGGAGGCCAGACAGGCUUCCUGGCUGAUGACGAGGACAGUUACGCGGAGGCCAUAGAGCGGAUCCUGGCACUGCCGCCCGCCAGCCGGCUGCAGAUCAGACGCAACGCACGUCAGUCCGCGGCUCGCUUCUCAGAUCAGGAGUUUGAAGCCUGCUUCCUUGCUGCUAUGGAGCCUCUGAUGGGAACACUUGAACGAUGAGAAGAAAAGUCAUUCUUUGUGUGCGUGUGUAGCUAACGUGAUAGUAGCUAUUUGACACGUUGAGCACCUUUACUUUGAUGCACUUAGGGCUACACCGUAGGACUGGUGACAAAAUUCGAUUAUAACUGAUGCAGAGGUCACUCACAUGCUCACACAGAAGGCUGUUGAAAUUGCUAACACAUGCUGAGAUUGUACUUAGUUGUUGGCUCCCCAGUCAAAGCAUAGUAUACUUGGAUGUGGCCUAAAACCAGAAAAAAAAGCAGUGUAUAUUGGAAUCAGAAAACUCCCAAUUGUGAAAAAUGUAUCAUCACUGUGGUAUCCUCAUAUGGUUAGAGCAAAUCCAGCUACAGAAAAUUGUGUAGUUCUGUUAGAGUUGUAUUUGUAAAUAUUUUGUGAAAUGACAGUUCAAGUUCUUUUUACAGCAUUUUUUACAGGACACAUUCCUUUGUCAGUAGUGUCAGUUUAAUUAAAAAGAGAUGUAUUAUAUUUAAUAUGGUGAAAACGGCUGAAGGGGAACAAAUGAGUCUUUUAGAAUAAUGUGCUGAAAAAUGUAAUGUGACUAAAGAUACUAAACAGAAACAUAUUUAUUGUUUACAAGUACUAGAAUGCUCUACAUGCCCAAAAUGUGAAGUAUUUUUGAUAUUGCUGAUGAAUGUAAUAAAGAUGAUGGUAGUAAGGGA